Strongylocentrotus purpuratus (purple sea urchin) is the source of this 3396-nucleotide messenger RNA. RefSeq names its product RNA-binding protein 28 (gene rbm28). Lineage: Eukaryota; Metazoa; Echinodermata; Echinoidea; Camarodonta; Strongylocentrotidae. The transcript has 16 exons. The coding region runs from base 24 to 2429 and encodes 801 amino acids. The record is from RefSeq and is a predicted model, not a curated record. Gene Ontology annotation, molecular function: RNA binding.
UACAAAUAUCAAGACAUUUAAAGAUGGCGGCGUCCACAGCGCAUGUGAGCUCAACGCUGUUUGUGAGAAACUUACCAUAUUCGGCGACUAAAGAUGAUUUGGAGUCUCUUUUUGGAGAAAUCGGCCCACUAAAGCAAUGCUUUGUUGUUACUGACAAAGGAGUUAAAGACAAGUGCAGAGGUUUUGGAUAUGUCACAUUCGCAGUGAGGGAUGAUGCAGAAAAGGCUUUCAAAUCCACUCACGCCCUGGUGGGAAGAAAAAUCAGAGUGGACUAUGCCGACAGAAAACCUUCUAGGAAAGGAGCCCCAAGGGAGAUAAAAGGAGCUCCAAGGGAGAUAAAAGCAGAGCCAACAACCACAAAAUCAGCUGCGGAAGAUGAUAAAUCUCCAUCAACAUCAAAACCAGUUGAAGCUGUCACAGAGACAACUACCAAACAAAAGUCUCCCAAACAAAAGUCAAAACAAAAGAAGAACAAAAAGAAGAAAGAGGUCAAAGUUCAAGGGUCAGAGGUCAUCUCUGAGAGGGAGAAGAGAAAGAGCAGACUUAUUGUCAGAAAUCUUCCGUUCAAGUGCACGGAAGAGAAGCUCAAGUUCGUCUUUGAGGUUUUCGGUACGGUGACCGAGGUCUCGAUUCCCAUGAAGGAGAAGAAGAGCAUGGGCUUUGGAUUCGUUCAGUUUGAGGAGCUUGGGAAUGCCGCUAAAGCUCACAAGCAGAUUAACGGCAAGCAGAUAAUGAAUCGUACGGUGGCUGUGGACUGGACCAUUCCUAGGACAGAGUAUCUGCAAGCUAUGCAGAAGAACAAAGAAUCCUCACACCAAGAGGAUGAUGCGGGAGAAUCAGAAGAGGAGGAGGAGAAGGAGAAAGAUGAGGAGGAUGAUGAUGAAGAGAUGGACACGGACAAGGAAGAAGAAGAAAGCCAAGUAGAAGCAGACCAGGACAGUGAUGAAGAAGAGGAGAGUGAUGUCGAGAUGGAUGGUGAGGAGGAAGAGGAUGAGGAAGAAGAGGACGAAGAUGAUGAUGAAGAAGAAGAGGAGGAUGAAAUGGACAAUGAUGAAGAGGAAGACGAUGAGGAAGAAGACAAAGGCAACAAAGCCGGCAAAGGUUGGGGCUUCAGGAAACCCUCGGAAGAUGUCCAAGAAGGAAAGACUCUCUUUAUCAGGAAUGUGCCAUAUGACUCAACAGAUGACGAUAUUAGGGACCUCUUUGCACCAUUCGGAGAGCUUGAGUUUGCGAGGGUUGUGGUUGAUCCGAUGACUGAACAUUCUAGGGGAACAGCAUUUGUAAAGUUCAAGAGGAAAGAAGAUGCAGACGGUUGCCUUCAUGAGGGUGACGCAGUGAGGUUAAACGGCCGAUUAUUAGCUUUGAGUCCGGCCAUCAGCAGAGCGGAAGCGGUCAAGCUCAGGACGGCAGACAAGGACAAAGCAAAGGAGGAACAGAAGGACAAGAGGAAUCUGCAUUUGCUGCGAGAAGGACUGAUCAGACCGGGUACGAAGGCAGCGGAAGGCUUAUCGGAGCAGUUCAUCAACAAGAGACUGAAGAUAGAGAACGUCAAGAAAGAGAAGCUCAAGAAUCUGAACAUCUUUGUGUCACCAACCCGUCUAGCCGUCCAUAACCUCCCUAAAGCAGUGGACGGCAAGAAGCUGAAGGAGCUAGCACGGGAAGCAGCUGGAGACAAGACAGCAAGAGUUAUCGAGGCAAGGAUAAUGCGAGAUGUGAACAACCCCAGUGCGCAGGGAGUCUCCAAGUCUCUAGGCUUUGGUUUCGUUGAGUUCACUCAGUAUGAACACGCCCUAGCUGCUCUCCUGAAACUCAACAACAAUGCUGAACUCUUUGGUCCCGACAAGAGGCCAAUUGUUGGUUUCUCACUGGAAAACAGACGUGCCUUGGAAAUUCAGCAGAAGAGGAGAGACAAGGCCAAUAUGAAGAGACAAGCGUUUAGCAAAAACACAGAAGAGGAAGAUGGCGAGGAAGAGAAGGAGGAAGUGCAGCCACGCAAACCCUACUCCCAGCAAAGACUCCAGGCCCAGCAGAAGACCAGUGCCGAACCCCAAGUCCCUGCCAACAGAGACAUGGUCAUGCCACAGGACGGCAAGAAGAAAGGGUUACCACGCCACUUUGGGGCCAAGAACCGGUGGAGGGAUAGAGGGAAGGUGGCGGACGAGAAGAGGCAGAGGAUGAAGGAUAAGAGGCUGGUGCUGCAGAAGCAGGUGUGGAACAGCAUGAAGACCCCGGAGCCGGCCGGCGGACUGAAGGUGAACAAGAAGGAACUCAGGAAAGAAAAGCAGAAAAACCAGAACCAGAAGAGGAAGAACACUCGUGAUGUGAGAGAGGAGAAGCAGUUCAACGCCAUGGUAAACAAGUACAAGCAGAAGCUGACACGGGGCAGCGAAACAAGAACAAAGGGCUCCUCCAAGUGGUUCGAUACAUGACAACCUUGAUCGCUACAGAGAGAAAAAGAGAGCUGGGCCCGGUCUUAGAAAGAGUUGAUCGCAACUACUGUACAUGUAUGUACAUAAGAGAUAGGAGACUGCAAACUUGCGAUUAAUUGGAGGACUUACGAUAGAUUUGGAUCAGUCGCAACUGUUUGUAAGACGGGGCCCAGGACAUGAGAGACUGUUAAAAUGAUGAAUUUUAUCCUAUUCCAUUUUGUACAAAUUUUUUGAAAUGAUUGUGUGCAGAUGGACAGUGGUUUGAGAUUGCAGAAAGACCAUUGAAAUGAUAUUUAAAAUCAUGACAUGAAUCACUGAUCAUGAGGUUAUUUAUUUCAGCAAGAAGUGGGUAAGAGUACUUUGCAGAGGACGAUGACCCCCGAGAGGAUGACCUCAUAACUCAAGUUAUUAGUUGCACAAUAUGGUAUGCUGUUCUUGUGUAUCAGAUAUAAAUAAAACAAUGUCUCUACAGUGUACAUGCAACCUCCAAAAAAUACUUUUGAAAUGAUUACGCUAUUCCAGCUCUAGUCAUAUGUCCCUAAUAUUACACUCGAAACAUUUACGGAACAACUUCCUGCUGGGUUCCUUACUUCACAAGGGUUGAGAGUGGCAAAUGUAAAUUAAUGCCUCACCAACGGAUGCUAAAGUGUCAGGCUGGGAUUUGAACCCUGAACCUUUUGAUCUCCAGUCCGGUGACUUACUAUACUACCCUGUCAAUCAAGAGAUCUCCGUACAUUUUGGCCAUUCAUGUCAGUUCCACCAAAUUGUCCUAGUGGAACCAUUUUCACAUAAUCCAGAAAUAUAUGUAACACUCAGAACUAGUGUGAAAUGGUCCACAUAUACUUUUACAAAUUAUUUCUUCCUUUUAUUUAAAAAAAAAAAUCAAUAUUGCUUAGUAUCAUAGUUAAUCAUUUUAAUUGAUGCAAAUACUUGAUAAUAAAUUUUGUACAAAAUUCACACUUUUAAA